UUGGGAUCAAUUGAUGGCAUCAUUGACUAUACCUUAACCCUAACCCUCUCUCCGAUCAUCACUUUCUCGGCCACUGACCACAACUCAAACGCUUUGACACUCAUUUCCAGGGAUCAGACACUCGGACAUAUAUUACAAGCCAUUGAAUCGAUGGGAAUGUCAUCUAAACGUCUUCGAGAGGACAUCGACGAGGAAGAAGACAAUGGGAAGCGAUUGUGUCGAUCACAUACUUAUGACUCGCAUUCAGUGACGCAAAGAAGUGGUGACCAAACAGUGGGUGCAAACGAUGGCAAUAACGGCGCGAAGAAGUGUUUCAAUUGUGUUCAGCAAAAGAGGGAUAAAGAGAUGAUUAGU
Molecule: messenger RNA, 354 nt
Organism: Medioppia subpectinata
Lineage: Eukaryota; Metazoa; Arthropoda; Arachnida; Sarcoptiformes; Oppiidae
Source: the annotation of a GenBank genome assembly